Exophiala mesophila is the source of this 3077-nucleotide messenger RNA. RefSeq lists its product as uncharacterized. Gene Ontology annotation, molecular function: dolichyl-phosphate-mannose-protein mannosyltransferase activity. Lineage: Eukaryota; Fungi; Ascomycota; Eurotiomycetes; Chaetothyriales; Herpotrichiellaceae. The record is from RefSeq and is a predicted model, not a curated record. Gene Ontology annotation, biological process: protein O-linked glycosylation via mannose. Bases 227 to 2608 code for a protein of 793 amino acids. The transcript has 2 exons. Gene Ontology annotation, cellular component: membrane; endoplasmic reticulum.
UGUCAGGACGCAGCGCAGCCUGCCUCCGAAAAGUCAUCCUUCCCUUUGUCAAACCUACCAUUUGUACCUUUACUUCAAGGUUCUUUUCUCUUCUUCAACCCUCAUUUAUUUCCAACACCUCUUCAACCUUAUAGCACCCAGAACACACCUCAGUGACUGGCCACACUCUCGGAUUGAGGUCGACUGCGCAGCCCAGUCUUGUUCCCCUCUCCUGCGUCUGCUCACCAUGUCUACCCCCAACUCAUCCCUCCGCCAACGGCCGGGCAAGGAAAAGUCCAAGGGCCUUGCUAAUGGCUCCAAAUCCUCAGACGAAUUCUUGGACAUCAAGUAUCGACAAAUCCAGGAGGAACAGGCUCCAAAAGACUUGGAUUACAAGAUUGCCCUUGCUGUCAUCACCAUUCUCGCCUUCGUCACCAGGUUCAUUGGCAUUAGCCAUCCUGACGAGGUGGUCUUUGACGAAGUACACUUUGGAAAGUUUGCUUCGUAUUACCUGCAACGUACCUACUUCUUCGAUGUCCACCCUCCUUUCGGCAAGCUGCUCUUUGCCUUUAUCGGCUGGGUCGUCGGCUAUGAUGGCCACUUCCUCUUCGACAAUAUCGGCGAGUCAUAUAUCGCUAACAACGUCGACUAUGUUGCUUUUCGCUCCGUCCCGGCCUUCCUCGGCGCACUCACCGUCGUCGUGGUGUACAUGAUCAUGUGGGAAUCAGGCUACUCCUUGCCCGCCUGCAUUUUGGCCUCGGGCUUGAUCCUAUUUGACAACUCUCACGUUGGCCAAACUCGCUUGAUCCUGCUUGACGCUACUCUGGUCUUUUUCAUGUCUUUGAGUGUAUACUCCUACAUCAGGUUCUAUAAGCAGCGACAUGAACCCUUUGGACGCAAAUGGUGGAAGUGGUUGCUGUUGACCGGCUUCAAUAUGAGCUGUGUCAUCUCAACCAAGUACGUUGGUACCUUUAUAUUUGUCACCAUCGGCUGGGCCGUCCUCAUUGACCUGUGGGACUUGCUCAACGUCGAUCGCAAAGGUGGUGCCAUUGACCUGGUUACCUUCGGCAAACACUUUGCUGCUCGCGCCGUUGGCCUGAUCAUCAUCCCCUUUUUCUUCUACCUCUUCUGGUUCCAGGUACACUUUGCAGUCUUGACUCGUUCAGGUCCCGGAGACGACUUCAUGACCCCCGAGUUCCAGGAAACUCUGAGCGAUAACCUCAUGCAUCAAGCCUCUAUUGAUAUUCUUUAUGGCGACAACAUUGUUCUACGUCACAAGGAUACAAAGACCUAUCUCCAUAGUCACCCCGACAAAUAUCCUCUCAGAUAUGAUGAUGGCCGUAUCUCAAGCCAAGGUCAACAGGUCACGGGCUAUCCUUUCAACGACACCAACAAUGAAUGGCAGAUUCUUCCCAACACUCCGCUCCCUGACGAGACAGUAUUCGGGACUCCCGUCAAAAACGGCGACGUGGUCAAACUUCGACAUGUUGUCACCAAUACCAUGCUCCUGACUCAUGACGUUGCCUCGCCAGGGUUUCCCACAAACCAAGAGUUUACCACCGUCUCCAUCGAUGAUGCUGCGGCCCGUCGGCACAAUGACACUCUGUUUGAGAUCAAACUCGAACAAGGAAAGAAGGCGGCGCCAUUCAAGUCCAAGUCGGGCCAGUUCAAGUUGAUUCACUUUCCAAGCAAGGUGGCCAUGUGGACCCACACCUCUCCCCUUCCAGAAUGGGCGUUCAAGCAAGCCGAGAUCAACGGAAACAAGAAUUCACAACAGUCAAGCAACAUCUGGUAUGUUGACGACAUCCCCAGCAUUCCUGCAGAUUCGCCUCGUCUGCACAAAGAGGCCAAGAAGAUCAAGACGCUUCCGUUCCUGGUCAAGUACUUUGAGCUUCAACGCGCCAUGUUCUUUCAUAACAAUGCCUUGACCGCCAGUCACCCGUACGCCUCACAGCCUUUCGAGUGGCCCUUCUUGCUUCGCGGAGUGAGCUUCUGGACCCAAGAAAGCACGAAACAGCAAAUCUACUUCCUGGGGAACCCUAUUGGAUAUUGGAUCACCUCCGCUCUUCUCGCCGUUCUUGCCGGUGUUCUGGGGGCGGAUCAAUUGAGCCUGAGACGUGGAGUUGAUGCUCUAGACCGCCGUAAGUUGAUCUUUCACCCAGACAACCCUCUUACUAAUUUUCUUUUGCUAGGAACUCGCUCGCGGUUGUACAACAGCACUGGCUUCUUCUUUAUCUGCUGGGCAGCACACUAUUUCCCCUUCUAUUUGAUGGGUCGUCAGCUUUUCUUGCAUCAUUACCUUCCGGCACAUCUUGCCUCGUGCCUCGUCACUGGUGCUCUUGUCGAAUUCAUUUUCAGCGUGGAUCCUCAGCUUGACGAGGAAACAGCCGCCUCGAUCAAUGCAAAGAAGGACAAAGCAGCGAGCAAAUUGCCUGAGAAGGCAAGACGAGCCUUCCAUAAAGGCAAGGGCAGUCUCCUCGGCACCUGGAUCGCCACGAUUGUCAUUCUCAGCGUCGUCUUGUACGGGUUUUAUUUCUUUUCCCCUCUGACUUACGGCUGGCCGGGUCUUACCCCUCAACAAGUCAACGCCAGGAAAUGGCUCUUCUACGAGCUGCACUUCGCCAAAUGAGUAGCGAAAGCAGCGAUUAUGCAACGCUGCAUGCAUGUGACAGACGUGCAUGCAGUGCGCCAAGCGUCCAUUUCGACAGUUCUGACAUUCAAGGCGGCGGCAAAUGGACAAAUUUUCCAGAAGCGGCCAUGCUAUCGGAUGUUGGUUGGCAAACGCUGGCGUGCAUGUGGCCUUAUCAUAGGUGAUCUCAGAUUAUGCAAGGCUUGACGUGCGGUAAUCACAUCACUAUUAUGGAGAAGAGGAAAUUGCGGGGGAAAAAUAACCUCUGGAUUGUAUCUCCCGAUUUAGCGAUAUGUUGCAACUUGGGUGGCGAUCAAGUUGAAGAUGGUCAGACCCUGAUGACUCGAUUGUCAGACAUCAGGCGGAGACCAUGGGAAAAUGUAGUGCGUGUUAUCUGUUUGUAUAAAAGUGAAUCAUGACUCAUUUUAGAGACUAGUGUCAAGACCGUGAACAGAAAAAUGGAAUGCAC